AUGGUGAUAGCCGGGACGAGUUGGAAGCGAACCCGUGGAAUCUCACCAAUCGACAGCAGCGCUAAUCUCGACAGUAUCAUCUCCGAAGAUGGUGGUUGGAAGGUCGACCGAAGCUUUUCACCUGCUGAAGCAGAAUCCGACGACACAUCCACUGAUGAACUCAUCUCUAGCGAAGAUGAUUCAACUCUGUCUAUCAGCAAUGACGACGAAGAAACUGUUCAUCCUAAUGGUCAGCCUGAAUCGGUAGAGAAGGGUGGCGUUGUUUAG
Adineta ricciae is the source of this 267-nucleotide messenger RNA. The record is from the annotation of a GenBank genome assembly. NCBI's taxonomy places the organism in Eukaryota, Metazoa, Rotifera, Eurotatoria, Adinetida, Adinetidae.